Molecule: messenger RNA, 1889 nt
Organism: Nicotiana tabacum (common tobacco)
Lineage: Eukaryota; Viridiplantae; Streptophyta; Magnoliopsida; Solanales; Solanaceae
Product: beta-amylase 1, chloroplastic
Biological process (GO): polysaccharide catabolic process
Molecular function (GO): beta-amylase activity
Source: RefSeq, a predicted model, not a curated record
CACAGAAAAAAUACUGAAAAAGACUCAAAAUUUGCUCUUAUAUUCUUUCAAUUUAUCAUAUAUUUUACUUAUGGCAAUGAGUUUGCCUCAUCAAAUCGGAGCAUUAUCAGGAACGGCCAUAUCAUCGGAAACUGAAAGUGUUUCCGGCGAAGCUCCGGCAAAAACAACACUUACUACAUCAGCAUUACGGAGAGCUUCGGUUACAAAUCUCCGAGUAUCGAUGCAAAAUUCAGGAACUGAAGCAGAUAAAGUGCUAACAUCACCACCUUUGAGUCCGGUGACGUGUCACGCGCUAACGGAGGCGCGUGAUGCUUUAGCGGAGACGGCGGAGGUGGAGAAGGAGGACAAACUUGGGAAAGGAGUGCCGGUAUAUGUGAUGAUGCCGUUGGACAGUGUGAAAAUGGAUAAUACGGUGAAUCGUAAGAAGGCGAUGAAGGCGAGUUUACAGGCGUUGAAGAGUGCUGGAGUUGAAGGGAUAAUGAUGGACGUGUGGUGGGGAUUGGUGGAGCGGGACGCGCCGGGAGAGUACAAUUGGGGUGGUUAUACGGAGCUUUUGGAAAUGGCGAAAAAGCAAGGGCUUAAAGUUCAGGCUGUGAUGUCGUUUCAUCAGUGUGGCGGAAACGUCGGUGACUCUUGUUCGAUCCCUCUUCCAGGGUGGGUCGUUGAAGAGAUUGACAAGGAUCCUGACCUUGCAUAUACGGAUCAAUGGGGAAGGAGGAAUCAUGAAUAUAUCUCGCUUGGUUGUGAUACUCUUCCUGUCCUUAAAGGGAGGACUCCUGUUGAAUGUUACUCCGACUUCAUGAGAGCAUUUAGAGAUAGAUUUGAGAAUCUGCUAGGGGACACUAUUGUGGAAAUUCAAGUUGGCAUGGGUCCAGCUGGAGAGCUACGUUAUCCAUCCUACCCUGAAAAAGAUGGAAUAUGGAAAUUUCCCGGUAUCGGAGCUUUUCAGUGUUAUGACAAGUAUAUGCUCAGCAGCUUAAAGGUUGCAGCAGAAGAAGCUGGCAAGCCUGAGUGGGGUUACACUGGUCCGACGGAUGCAGGCGAGUAUAACAACUGGCCAGAAGAUACAACCUUUUUCAAGAAAGAAAGUGGUGGUUGGGAUUGUCCAUAUGGUCAGUUCUUCCUCACAUGGUAUUCUCAAAUGCUCUUGGACCAUGGUGAGAGAAUAUUGCAGUCCACCAAAGCUAUAUUUGAGAACAAGGGCGUCAAGAUAUCAGUUAAGGUAGCAGGCAUUCAAUGGCACUAUGGAACCCGGUCCCAUGCCCCUGAACUCACAGCAGGGUACUACAACACCCGUUUCCGAGAUGGUUACCUUCCAAUUGCUCAGAUGCUUGCUCGACACGAUGCUAUUUUCAACUUCACAUGUAUUGAGAUGCGAGAUCAUGAGCAGCCACAGGAUGCACGAUGUGCACCUGAGAAGUUGGUUAGACAAGUAGCAUUAGCAACACGGGAAGCUCAAGUUCCACUAGCUGGCGAGAAUGCUUUGCCCCGAUACGAUGAGUUUGCACAUGAGCAGAUCCUCCAAGCUUCCUCAUUGAAUAUCGACAGCCAAUCCGACAAUAGACAAAUGUGUGCAUUUACUUAUCUGAGGAUGAAUCCAGACCUCUUCCAUCCCGACAACUGGAAAAGGUUUAUCGCAUUUGUGAAGAAAAUGAAUAACGGAAAAGAUGUGCACCAUUGUCGGGAACAAGUGGAACGGGAGGCUGAGCAUUUUGUGCAUGUUACUCAGCCUCUAGUGCAAGAAACUGCAGUUGCCCUCAUGCAAUGAGCAUAUUCUCAGCUGUAUACUUCUGCCGCUUGUAUAUGUAUGAAAUGUAUUAUAGUGCAAUCUUGAAAGAUUGGGAUAUCAUAUUUUGAAGAUAUUCCUGAAUAAUAUUGUACGUACUCUC